UCCGCACUUGAACUCCGCAGCGCGGGCCUUCCACCUUGCGCCGCCCCGAGCGCGGGCGUGGAGUGGCUGCCGGGAAACCCCGAUGAACUCUCCAGAAAGAGCGUGAAGGAGGGUCCGGCCGCCGCGCUCGGCUCGGGCGCCCGGGGUCUCCACUGGGGAACUCGGAGCAGCAGAACCAGGGAAACACUGUGGACCAUGACCGUGCGGCCCCUGGGGACCUCAGCGCAGUGAUGCCAACAUGAUGUUUCACUCAGAUCAAAUGUGGAACUGUCAUUGGAAAUGGAAGCCAAGUUCUCUUUUGUUCUUACUUGCUUUAUGUAUUGUGUAUGUUCCUCUUUCAGUGUGGGGAUGCGCCAACUGCAGGGUUGUCCUAUCCAGCCCUUCUGGGACAUUUACUUCUCCGUGCUACCCUAACGACUACCCUAACAGCCAGGCUUGCAUGUGGACCCUGCGAGCCCCCACCGGCUAUAUCAUUCAGAUAACAUUUAAUGAUUUCGACAUUGAAGAAGCUCCCAAUUGCAUUUAUGACUCAUUAUCCCUUGAUAAUGGAGAGAGCCAGACUAAAUUUUGUGGCGCAACUGCCAAAGGCCUAUCAUUUAACUCAAGUGCGAAUGAGAUGCAUGUGUCCUUUUCAAGCGACUUUAGCAUCCAGAAGAAAGGUUUCAAUGCCAGCUACAUCAGAGUUGCUGUGUCCUUAAGGAACCAGAAGGUCAUUUUACCCCAGACGCUAGAUAGUUACCAGGUAUCUGUUGCCAAAAGUGUCUCUAUUCCAGAGCUCAGCGCUUUCACUCUCUGUUUUGAAGCAACCAAAAUUGGCAAGGAAGACCAUGAAUGGAUAGCUUUCUCCUACUCAGAUACAUCCUUCACACAGUUACUUAGCUUUGGAAAGGCCAAGAAUGGCUACUUUAUUUCUAUUUCUGGCUCAAAAUGCUUCCUAAACAGCGUGUUACCUGUGAAGGAUAAAGAAGACAUUUUCACAGAAAGCUUUGAGCAGCUCUGCAUCAUUUGGAAUAAUUCUCUGGGUUCUGUUGGUGUAAAUUUCAAAAGAAACUAUGAAGCAGUUCCGUGCGAUUCUACCAUCAGUAAAGUUAUUCCUGGAAAUGGGAAGUUGUUGUUAGGCUCCAGUCACAAUGAGAUUGCCUCCCUAAAAGGGGACAUUUAUAACUUUCGACUUUGGAAUUUUACCAUGAAUUCCAAAGUCCUCUCCAACCUCAGCUGUCAUGUGAAAGGGAAUGUGGUCGACUGGCAAAAUGACUUCUGGAAUAUCCCCACCCUAGCUCUGAAAGCAGAAAGCAACCUAAGCUGUGGUUCCUACCUGAUCCCACUCCCAGCAGCAGAACUAACCAACUGUGCUGAUUUGGGGACCCUCUGCCAAGCUACUGUAGAUUCUCCUAGUACUACACCACCCACUGUCACCACUAACAUGCCUGUUACUAAUAGAAUCGAUAAACAAAGGAAUGAUGGAAUUGUCUAUAGAAUUUCCAUAGUGAUUCAAAAUAUCCUUCGUCACCCUGAGGUUAAAGUACAGAGCAAGGUAGCAGAAUGGCUCAAUUCAACCUUCCAAAAUUGGAACUACACUGUUUAUGUGGUUAAUAUCAGUUUUCACCAGAGCACGGGAGAGGACAAGAUUAAAGUCAAGAGAAGCAUUGUGAAUGAUCAAAGGUUGGUGAUUUGGGCCCUUCUAGUUUACAAUGCUACCAACAAUCCCAAUUUAGAAGGAAAAGAUAUUCAACAGAAGCUCUUAAAAAAUAACGAGUCCCUGGAUGAAGGCUUGAGGCUAUAUGCAGUGAGUGUGAAGCAACUGGGUAAGUGCCUUUUUUUAUAUGAUCCCAAAGGCUAUCACUGGCCACUCAUCCCACCUUCUGUAUACAACUUUCCCUGUCCAGGAAAACAGGGCUUUUAUGCUUCACGGACAUGUUAUCGUGACCCUGCCAACACAUCUGUAGCCUACUGGGGGCCUCCUGAUCUCUCCAACUGUUCAAGAGAAGCAAAUGAAGUGGCCAACCAGAUUUUAAAUUUAACUGGUGAUGGGCAGACCUUAAGCUCAGCCAAUAUUACCAGCAUUGUAGAACAGGUCAAAAGGAUUGUGAAUAAAGAAGAAAACAUUGAUAUAACGCUUGGUUCAACUUUAAUGAAUAUAUUUUCCAAUAUCUUAACCAGUCCAGACAGUGACUUGCUUGAGUCUUCUUCUGAAGCUUUAAAGACAAUUGAUGAAUUGGCCUUCAAGAUAGACCUAAGUAGCACAUCACAUGUGAAUAUUACAACUCGGAAUUUGGCUCUUGGAGUCUCAUCCCUGUCCCCAGGGACAAAUGAAAUUUCAAAUUUUAGCAUCGGUCUUCCAAGCAAUAAUGAAUCCUAUUUCCAGAUGGAUUUUGAGAGUGGACAAAUGGAUCCAUUGGCUUCUGUAAUUUUGCCUCCAAACUUACUUGAGGAUUUAAGUCAAGAAGAUUCUGUAUUAGUUAAAAGAGCACAGUUUACUUUCUUCAAUAAAACUGGACUUUUCCAGGAUGUAGAAACCAAGAAAGGCACCUUAGUGAGUUAUGUGAUGGCAUGCAGUAUUGGAAACAUUACUAUCCAGGGUCUGAAGGACCCUGUUCGAAUUAAAAUCAAACAUAUGAGAAACCAGGCAGUGCCUCAUCCCAUCUGUGCCUUCUGGGAUCUGAACAAAAACGAAGGUUCUGGAUUUUGGAACACGUCAGGAUGUAUGGCACACAGAGAUUCAGAUGAGAGCGAGACGGUCUGCUUAUGUAACCACCUCACACACUUUGGAGUUCUGAUGGACCUUCAAGGAACUGCCUCACAAAUAGAUGCAAGAAACACCAAAGUUCUCACCUUCAUCACCUAUAUUGGGUGUGGGAUAUCUGCUAUCUUUUCAGCAGCAACUCUCCUCACAUAUGUUGCUUUUGAGAAAUUGCGAAGGGACUAUCCCUCCAAAAUCCUGAUGAACUUGAGUACAGCCCUGCUGUUCCUGAACCUCCUCUUCCUCUUGGAUGGCUGGAUCGCCUCGUUUCACGUGGAGGGUCUUUGCACAGCCAUUGCUGUCCUGCUCCAUUUCUUCCUCCUCGCAACCUUCACCUGGAUGGGGCUAGAAGCAAUUCACAUGUACAUUGCCCUGGUUAAAGUAUUUAAUACUUACAUUCGCAGAUAUAUACUGAAAUUCUGCAUCAUUGGCUGGGGUCUGCCAGCCUUAGUCGUGUCCAUUGUUCUGGCAAGCAGAAACCAAAAUGAGGUCUAUGGAAAAGAAAGUUACGGAAAAGAACAAGGUGAUGAAUUCUGUUGGAUUCAGGAUCCAGUCGUAUUUUAUGUGACCUGCGCUGGGUAUUUUGGAGUCAUGUUUUUCCUGAAUGUUGCCAUGUUCAUCGUGGUAAUGGUGCAAAUCUGUGGGAGGAAUGGCAAGAGAAGCAACCGGACCCUGCGUGAAGAGGUUUUAAGGAACUUGCGCAGUGUGGUCAGCCUGACAUUUCUGCUGGGCAUGACGUGGGGUUUUGCUUCCUUUGCCUGGGGACCCUUACACAUCCCUUUUAUGUACCUAUUCUCCAUCUUCAAUUCCUUACAAGGCUUAUUUAUAUUUAUUUUCCACUGUGCUAUGAAGGAGAAUGUUCAGAAACAGUGGAGGCGGCAUCUCUGCUGUGGUAGAUUUCGGUUAGCAGACAACUCAGACUGGAGCAAGACAGCUACCAAUAUCAUCAAGAAAAGUUCUGAUAAUCUAGGAAAAUCUUUGUCCUCAAGCUCCAUUGGGUCCAACUCAACAUACCUUACAUCCAAAUCUAAAUCCAGCUCUACCACUUACUUCAAAAGGAAUAGCCACACUGACAAUGCUUUCGUGGACAAAUCCUCGUCAAAAUUGACCCAUGCUGAUGGAGAACAAACAUCAAUCAUCCCUGUCCACCAGGUCAUUGACAAAGUCAAGGGUUAUUGCAAUGCUCAUUCAGACAACUUCUAUAAAAAUAUUAUCAUGUCAGACACCUUCAGCCACAGCACAAAGUUUUAA
Molecule: messenger RNA, 3991 nt
Organism: Odobenus rosmarus divergens (Pacific walrus)
Lineage: Eukaryota; Metazoa; Chordata; Mammalia; Carnivora; Odobenidae
Gene: ADGRG6
Product: G protein-coupled receptor 126
Exons: 25
Coding region: 239-3991 (1250 amino acids)
Biological process (GO): myelination in peripheral nervous system; heart trabecula formation; adenylate cyclase-activating G protein-coupled receptor signaling pathway
Cellular component (GO): membrane
Molecular function (GO): G protein-coupled receptor activity; laminin binding
Source: RefSeq, a predicted model, not a curated record